Molecule: messenger RNA, 1860 nt
Organism: Penicillium diatomitis
Lineage: Eukaryota; Fungi; Ascomycota; Eurotiomycetes; Eurotiales; Aspergillaceae
Product: putative transcription initiation factor TFIID subunit 12
Exons: 3
Coding region: 1-1860 (619 amino acids)
Biological process (GO): RNA polymerase II preinitiation complex assembly; DNA-templated transcription initiation
Cellular component (GO): SLIK (SAGA-like) complex; transcription factor TFIID complex; SAGA complex
Molecular function (GO): DNA binding; protein heterodimerization activity; TBP-class protein binding
Source: RefSeq, a predicted model, not a curated record
AUGGAUGGUUCGCAAUCCCAGCCUGGUCAGCAGCCUGGCCAGCAAUCGCAACAGCAGCAGCAACCACAGCAAUCUCAGCCACAGCAACAACCCCCACCACAACAACCACAGCAGCAACAGUCCAUGAUGCAGCCCCAGCAGCAUUCCAACCUGAUACGGACCGAUCAAGUACAGAAGCUCCCCCAUCUGAACGACCAGCAGAAGGCUCAGCAUACGGCGUUGGUGCGCAGUCUGUGGGAGGCGAUCAACACUCGAGAUCCGCAAAGUCAUGAAUACCAAACCGCCCACAUGAAGCUUUCGCAGUUGUCGCAAAACUUGAUGAAGGGGAUGCGCAUGUUUCAGCAAAAUCGACAGCAGGCUCUCCAGCAACACCAAGCCCAAGCCGCUGCGGCUGCGCAGCAGCAGCAGCAACAACAGCAGCAGCAGCAGCAGCAAGCGAAGGUCAACGCCCUCAACUUCUACUUGCCGCCCAACGUGACACAGGAGCAGGUGCAAAAUUGGAUUCCCGAGGCGCGGCUGCGAUAUGGUAUUGCACUUCAGAAGCAGGAAGUUGGUAGAGCGCGGAUUGCGGACCUUCGACAGCAAUUUGCGCAGCGACAGACUCAAGGCAACAUGACCCAGGAGGAAAUGCAAGAGUUCAAAAACCGACAGCUGGCAGCCGAGAAACUGUUCCGCGAAGGAAGCGAAUUCCUGCAAAAGUUCAAGGAACAGCAAGAUACUUUCAAAGCUCAGUCUCAUCCUGGCCAGCCGCAGAUGAGCCAACAACAAGGCCAGCUGACAGGCGCACCUGCUGCCCAGCAGCCAGCGGUGCCUGCCGGAGCCGCGCAGAAUGCGACUGGAUCACAAGCCGUUCCUUCAGGCCAGUCUGGCGUUGCAGCGAGUGCGAUCCCAGGGCAAGCGCCAACCCCUGCACCUCACACGAUCAACUCCGCUGUCAAUGCAGCUCGCAACCAAGCCGGCCCUGCCAUGUCCCCUACGAUCUCGCAAGCCGGCCAGGUUCCACCCACUAAUUCGGCAGGUGCUACUCCUGCUCCCUCACACGCGCAACCACCUGCGCCUCGUCCAUCUCUACAACACGGAACACCAGGUGCACAGGUGAGCUUCUCUCAGGCCCCAAAUGUGGACGGCCCUACAACUACGCCGACUGGCCCUAGUGCACCAAUGAAUCAAGGGCCCCCAAGACCUCUUUCCCAACAGGCUGCUAUGCAACAAGCUGCCACUUACAACACUGCCGCUCAAGGCCAGCAACAAAGCCAGCAAGUCAACCAAGCUUCGGCCAAUCAGCAGGCUCAGACUUCAGGAUACCUUGUCAACCGCUCAGCAGAGACGCCCAAUCGCAAUAUCACCACCCAUAUGGUAGUUCCCAGAAACCUCAACGUGUCUACCCCCGAACCAGUUUCAAUGCCUGGUUCGCGUCCUACCUUCUCCGGUGGUCCCAGCCACAGCCAGAUGGGCGUGAUGGGACAGCCUGCGAUUCAAAAACACCCUGGAUACGUCCUUGAAGGUGAAGGCCAGCACGUACUCAGCAAGAAGAUGCUUGACAUCCUUGUCCGCCAGGUCACAGGUGGAGGCGAAGGUGAAAUGCUUUCACCAGAUGCAGAGGAGUUUAUGCUUCAGAUGGCCGAUGACUUCGUCGACGACGUGAUUACUCAGGCCUGCCGUCUGGCCAAGUUGCGCCCCUCAUCAACCCUGGAACUCCGCGACAUUCAGCUCAUCCUGGAGCGGAAUUACAACAUGCGCAUCUCUGGCUUUGCUACUGAUGAUCUUCGGACCGUCAAGAAACCUCAACCUACGCAGGGCUGGCUACAGAAGAUGUCUGCAAUUCAGGCGGCCAAGGUCACUCAGGGUCGGACUGAAUGA